ACCACCCAGGCACCUCUGAUAUUUAUCAUUUCUGAUGUUUUUUAUUCUCCUUGAAAAUCAAGUUUCCUUCUUGCAUUUCCCUUCAGCCUGAAGAACUUCCUUUAGGGAAUCUCUGGUAGAGAAAACUUUCAGUUUUCUUCGCCCUGAAAAUAUGUUUAUUCUAUUUUCCCCUUUUAAAGGAGUUCUUCCUGCAGGUGGAGUUUGGGGCAGGCAGCUCCUGCUUGUUUUCCUUCAGCACAGCAGGGUGUGCACCUGCUCACCCUACUCACCUCUUUCGUUUCUGAGGAGAAGCUGAUGGUAAUUCAAUUGCGGUUUCCCUGAACUCAAAGUGUUACUUUUCUCUGGAUGCUUUCAUGAUUCUCUCCCUUUUUUUGGAUUUCAGAAGUUUGACUGUGUUGUGCCUAAGCAUGGUUUUUAUGUUCCUUGCAAUUCGCUGAGCUUCCUGGUUUUGUCAUUUUGUGUCUUUCACCGCAUUUGGGAAUUUUCAGCCAUUAUUUCCUUGAACUACUUUUUACCCCAUUACGGUUCUCUCCUCAUUCUGGGACUCCAAUGACCUGUCUGCUUUAGCUUUUGAUGUUAUCCAUCAGACCCUUGACGGCCUAUAUCUCUCAAUCUUUUUUUCUCUCUGAUCUACAGAUUGCAUAGUUUUUAUUGAUUCAGUGACUCUUGAUCCUGUCAUAUUUUCGGUGCUAUCAAAUCUAUUUAGUUAAUUUUGUUCAGAUAUUGUAUUUUUUAGUAUCAAAUUUUUUUUUAUAUUUUCUGUUCUCUAAUGAGACUUCCUGAGUUCAAAUUGAUUGCAUGUGUAUUUUCUUUACUACUUGGAGUGUGUUAAAAUGGAUAUAUUAAGGUCCUUGUCUGAUUAUUUCAACAAGAUUGAUGUCCAGGACGCUGUGAAUGUUGUGUUGAAAAGGAUCUGAAGACUGGUGCAUCUUCUGAAGAAUGCUGAUGUUUUGAUUUGACAGGAAAGCAACUCUAUUAAACUCAAUUUGCAAAUAUCACCUCAUCUGUAAUGGGCAGCGGCUCAAAUCUCAGGGGUGUUUGCGUGUUUGUUUCAUUUUAUCUUAACAAGGUGAAUGCGUGGUUCAGGGGUUAGCAAGAGUUAUGGGCAGAGUUCACAUAUAGAACCUAAGCUCCCUUUUCUGGGUUUUCCUUUCCAGAAGCUGUGGCGCUUCUUCCUUAGCUCUAUCUUUGUGUUCUAAGUUUAGAAGGAGGGUGGAUAUCUUGUUUGUUUUGUUUUAGCCUCUCCAUACCACACUGCAGUCAGAGAGAACAUACUCUGGGCUGUUCCAUUUUUCCAACUUUUGACUUUUAUCCAAAAUAUGCCUGUAUUUAUUUCAACUUUCAUAUUCUUCGGGUAGUUUUUUUGUCGGUUUGUUUUAUUUCGUUUUGUUUUGUUCCCCCCGAGUUUUACUUGUUAUCGGUGGGAGGGUCCACCUGUUAGAAGCUCACUCUGCUUUAUUCAAAAUGGAAUUACUCAUUCGAGUUUUAAUCUUUCAAGUAACUCCCCUACCUAAAAUCCUUCAAUAACUUUCCUUUGAUUUUAGGAUAAAGUUCAAAUUUUUUAGUAACAUAUAAAUACACCUGGUAGUUCUCCAACCCGUAUUUGUUGAAUGAAAGCUAUUCCCAUAACAUAUGAGAUAUGGUCAUAUUGAAUCAUAAUGCCCUUAUCCUUAAUAAUAUCUUACAGGGUUGCCUGGGUGGCUUAGUUGGUUAAGUAUCUGACUCUUGAUUUCAGUUCAGGUCUUGAUUUCUGCCCCAUGUUGGGCUCCAUGUUGGGUAUGAAGCCUACUUAAAAUCAUCAUCAUCAUCCUCUUAAGAUGAAAAACUUUGAACAUUUAAUAAUUUCUACAUUAAUUAGUUGACUAUUCAUGAGUUCUUCUAACUAGACAGCUAUUAAUAAGUCAAAGAACAUAUAUUUUGAAUAUCUACUGCUACAAAGCUCUGUCAUGAAGAGUGAAUGGAAAGGAAAGGAUGGAGGGAGAGUGGUUUUCAUCUGUGGAGUUUAUAGUCGAAUUGGACAGAUAAAAAUUUUUCAUAUACUAUGAUUUUGGAAAAGCAGUUAUACCAGGCACCCAUUAAUAACAGCUGGGUCCUCUUAUAAGAGAGUAAGUUGUGUGUAAUAUCUUAGAGAAGAAGAAAAGGAAUGGGGACUAUAGAUCUUCUGGAAGGGAAGGUACCCGAGAUGGGGCUUGAGGGAAAAAAGAGACGUCUAGGCAGAGACAUAGGCUGGAGGGAUCCGGGCUGGAGGACAGGUUGUUUGCUUUACUCUCCUGUAAACCUCAUUUAGGUAAUACCUGACCCAGAGGCCCACACGCUAUUCAGUAGAGCAUGAAAAAUAGUUUCUUCCUAAUGGACAUUACAAACCAAAGUUGACUUCCAGCCCUUUCGGAGCUGUAGAACCUGUUUUAAUCAACUUCUCUUGAUAAAAGAGCUGGAUUUUAGCAACUGUCCCUCCUUUGUCCUCUCUCCACUGAUGUCUGGAGCCAUGAGAAUCUUUUUCUUAACUUUUGCUGCUCUCAUUCUCCUUGCUGGCAUUUUCUCAGCUAGCGGAGGGAUGCACAGAGAGCCACGUUGUCUGAAACCGGACGGUCACCGUGAAGCCGAGUGCCUUUCCUUUGAGGUUAAGAUUGGGGGCUGUAGAACUGAACUGACACCACUCUGUGGAAGAAAAAGGAAGAACAAGUACAAGCCAAGCCGCAGCUGCAAAAAAAGAGAGGCGAAGAUACUCUGGCUGUGAGCUCCGUGCGGCAAAGCUCUGGGUUUUCUCUCUUGCCCUCUAAAGUUUGCAUUCUUUGAGUGAAGCCAUCAGUCCAGCUUCUGACACUGCAGGGAAAUGCCCGCCCUAGGCCCUGAGCUUCCUGAGGGAAGGCACUGAGUCUUGUUCACCUUUGCACCCCCACUUGCUGGCAUAGGGCCCAUUCACUAUUUUAUUGACUGAUGAAGUCAGUGAGGGAGUGAAUGAACAGGUAAAACAGAUAGAAUGGAAAGGGGGGACCAUGGUUCAGAUGGGUUCUGAAGUGACAGUCCUGGCUUCAGACCCAUGUGUGACCCUGGCUUUUGCUGUUCAGACUCUGGGAUCCGUGCUAUAAGAAGAGUCAACCACCUAGUAAAUAGACCACCUGCCUUCGCGGCACUGCUGACAAGUACCCCUCCGUAUCCUUCCCAGGUAAGAGUUGCUAGAAUGUCCUCCACACUCUGUCCAAUCGGGGACAUGAAGUGACCCAAAGAAACUGGCCCGUGUCAAAGUUCAGGUUGGCCAAAGAUUGGGUAGCACCUUCCUUCUGGCCACUUGCCGCGAGAAUUGAUCCCGUCGUGGCCUAUUCAAGUCCCAGGUGCCUAGAGAUAAUCUAAUUCAACGCUCUUAUUACAGAUGAGGAGGUAAAGGCCCGGGAAGAUCCCACAGCUACUAGCUUAGUUAUAGCCGUAUCUAGACUUUGGCUUUUUGGUCCUGUGUUCUUAGCAUGUGUACAAAAUGGUGUGCCAGAUGAGGACAGAAGCCUACGGCUGAAACAGCUUUUAAACCUUUUUUUUUUUUUUUAACUUUUUUAAAAUGUUUAUUCUUGCGAGAGAGAGAGAGCACAUGUGCAUGCAUGAGCAGAGGAGGGUCAG
Messenger RNA from Leopardus geoffroyi (Geoffroy's cat), 3609 nucleotides. RefSeq names its product defensin beta 107B (gene DEFB107B). The record is from RefSeq and is a predicted model, not a curated record. The coding region runs from base 2474 to 2737 and encodes 87 amino acids. The transcript is spliced from 2 exons. Lineage: Eukaryota; Metazoa; Chordata; Mammalia; Carnivora; Felidae.